Messenger RNA from Zonotrichia leucophrys gambelii, 14766 nucleotides. It is a transcript of the gene HIPK2, whose product is annotated as homeodomain interacting protein kinase 2. Lineage: Eukaryota; Metazoa; Chordata; Aves; Passeriformes; Passerellidae. Bases 224 to 3832 code for a protein of 1202 amino acids. The transcript is spliced from 15 exons. Gene Ontology annotation, molecular function: ATP binding; SMAD binding; transcription corepressor activity. Gene Ontology annotation, cellular component: nucleus; cytoplasm; PML body. Gene Ontology annotation, biological process: intrinsic apoptotic signaling pathway in response to DNA damage by p53 class mediator; peptidyl-serine phosphorylation; positive regulation of transcription by RNA polymerase II. The record is from RefSeq and is a predicted model, not a curated record.
CCGCUCGCCCGCCCGCCCCGGCCGCGUCGGAGGGCCGGCAGCGGGGCUGGAUGUGCCCGGCUCCCCCCGCGCUGAGGUGGGCAGCGAUGCAGAAGGCAGGCGGCAGCUUCGCCUCCGCCGAGAGACACCCGCUCAAGAUGGCAGAUGUGUGUUGAGUUUGGGGGGCUGCGAUCUCGCGUCGUUCGUGGCGGCGUUGCCAUGAAUAACAGGCGUCCUUGCACCGAUGGCCCCCAUGUACGAAGGUAUGGCCUCGCAUGUGCAAGUUUUCUCUCCUCAUACCCUUCAGUCAAGUGCCUUCUGUAGCGUGAAGAAACUGAAAGUGGAGCCGAGUUCGAACUGGGAUAUGACUGGGUACGGCACACACAGCAAAGUCUACAACCAGGGCAAGAACGUGCAGUCCUCCCAAGCAGCCGCCGCAGCAGCCGUCAACGCCUCCCUGCAGAUCCCCAACCCCAGCAUCCCUUACGAGCAGACCAUCAUCUUCCCAGCAAGCACGGGGCACAUCGUGGUUACAUCUGCCAACAGCACCUCCGGCGUGGUCGCGGUGUCUGGGCAAACGCUGGGCGGGCCGCACAACCUGAUGCGUCGCAGCACUGUGAGCCUUCUGGACACCUACCAAAAAUGUGGACUUAAGCGCAAGAGCGAGGAGAUUGAGAACACAAGCAGCGUGCAGAUUAUCGAGGAGCAUCCGCCAAUGAUUCAGAACAAUGCCAGUGGGGCCACUGUAGCCACCGCCACCACCUCCACGGCCACUUCCAAAAACAGUGGCUCCAACAGUGAAGGGGAUUACCAGCUGGUGCAACAUGAGGUGCUCUGUUCCAUGACCAACACGUACGAAGUGUUAGAGUUUCUUGGCCGUGGAACCUUCGGACAAGUAGUCAAAUGCUGGAAACGUGGCACUAAUGAGAUUGUGGCUAUCAAGAUCCUAAAAAACCACCCUUCCUAUGCCCGGCAAGGCCAGAUUGAAGUGAGCAUCCUGGCUCGGCUGAGCACGGAAAGCGCGGAUGACUACAACUUUGUCCGUGCUUACGAAUGCUUCCAGCACAAGAAUCACACAUGCUUGGUAUUUGAAAUGUUGGAGCAGAACCUCUAUGAUUUCUUAAAACAAAAUAAAUUCAGUCCCUUGCCCCUUAAGUACAUUCGACCGAUUCUCCAGCAGGUAGCAACUGCCCUAAUGAAGCUGAAAAGCCUGGGACUGAUUCAUGCUGAUCUCAAACCAGAGAACAUCAUGCUGGUAGACCCAUCCCGACAGCCAUAUAGGGUCAAGGUCAUAGACUUUGGUUCAGCUAGCCAUGUGUCUAAGGCUGUGUGUUCUACUUACCUUCAAUCCAGAUACUACAGAGCCCCCGAAAUCAUCCUCGGUUUACCCUUUUGUGAAGCAAUCGAUAUGUGGUCAUUGGGAUGUGUCAUUGCAGAGCUGUUCUUGGGUUGGCCCUUGUACCCAGGAGCUUCAGAGUACGAUCAGAUUCGCUACAUUUCACAGACGCAGGGCUUACCAGCAGAGUACUUGUUAAGUGCAGGGACAAAGACCACGAGGUUUUUCAACAGGGAUACAGACUCACCGUAUCCCUUGUGGAGGCUGAAGACGCCAGAUGAUCAUGAGGCAGAGACGGGGAUUAAGUCAAAGGAAGCAAGAAAGUAUAUUUUCAACUGUUUGGAUGAUAUGGCACAGGUGAACAUGACGACGGAUUUGGAGGGCAGCGAUAUGUUGGUGGAGAAGGCAGACCGGCGGGAGUUCAUAGAUCUGCUGAAGAAGAUGCUGACGAUAGAUGCGGAUAAGAGGAUAACCCCCAUCGAAACUCUGAGCCACCCCUUUGUCACCAUGACACACUUGCUCGACUUCCCUCACAGCACACAUGUCAAGUCCUGCUUCCAGAACAUGGAGAUUUGCAAGCGGCGGGUGAAUAUGUACGACACGGUGAACCAGAGCAAGACACCAUUCAUCACCCACGUGGCCCCAAGUACAUCGACCAACCUGACCAUGACUUUUAACAACCAGCUCAACACAGUCCACAACCAGACCACCAACCUGGCUCCCACCUCCUCCAGUGCCACUAUUUCCUUAGCCAACCCCGAGGUCUCCAUACUAAAUUACCAAUCUGCACUCUACCAGCCCUCAGCGGCGUCCAUGGCUGCGGUGGCCCAGCGGAGCAUGCCCCUGCAGACGGGAACGGCGCAGAUCUGUGCCCGGCCAGACCCCUUACAGCAAGCCCUCAUCGUCUGCCCUCCAGGCUUCCAAGGGUUACAAGCGUCCCCUUCGAAGCACGCCGGGUACUCGGUGCGGAUGGAGAACGCCGUCCCCAUUGUCACCCAGGCUCCUGGGGCCCAGCCUCUUCAGAUCCAGCCAGGACUCCUCGCACAGCAAGCAUGGCCCAGUGGCACUCAGCAGAUCCUGCUCCCUCCUGCCUGGCAGCAGCUGACCGGGGUGGCCACCCACACGUCUGUCCAGCACGCCACCGUCAUCCCGGAGUCCAUGGCAGGCACCCAGCCGCUGGCAGACUGGAGGAACACGCACGCCCACGGCAGCCACUACAACCCCAUCAUGCAGCAGCCCACGCUGCUGGCCAGCCACGUGGCCCUGCCCGCCGCCCAGCCCGUCAACGUGGGCGUCGCGCACGUCAUGCGCCAGCCGCCCGCCGCCGCCUCCGCCAGGAAGAGCAAGCAGCACCAGUCGGCUCCACGCAAUGCAUCCACGUAUGAAGUUUCAUCCUCCCAGUCCAUCAGCUCGCCCCAGCGGUCGAAACGCGUGAAGGAGAACACGCCUCCCCGCUGUGCCAUGGUGCACACCAGCCCUGCCUGCAGCACCUCGCUGACGUGCGGCUGGGGCGACGCGGGCGGCGGCGCGCGGGAGCGGCAGCGGCAAACCAUCGUCAUCCCCGACACCCCCAGCCCCGCCGUCAGCGUCAUCACCAUCAGCAGCGACACGGACGAGGAGGAAGAGCAGAAGCAUGCACCCACCAGCACCUUGUCCAAGCAGAGGAAGAAUGUCAUCAGCUGUGUCACCGUGCAUGACUCCCCCUACUCCGACUCCUCCAGCAACAACAGCCCUUACGCCGUGCAGCACCGCACAGGGCAGAACAAUGGGAACAGCUACGACACCAAAGGGGUUCCAGAGACUCACUGCAGUGGGAACCCCCGAACCAUCAUCGUGCCACCACUGAAAACCCAGGCCAGUGAGGUGUUGGUAGAGUGCGAUAGCCUGGCACCAGUCACCACCAGUCACCACUCAUCCUCCUACAAGUCCAAGUCCUCCAGCACCGUGACCUCCACCAGCGGUCACUCUUCAGGGAGCUCGUCUGGAGCCGUUGCCUAUAGGCAGCAGCGACCAGGAGCACAUUUCCAGCAGCAGCAGCCUCUAAAUCUAAGUCAGGGCCAGCAGCACAUCUCGACUGACCGCGCAGGGAGUCACCGGCGACAGCAAGCCUACAUCACUCCAACGAUAGCUCAGGCCCCGUACUCCUUCCCGCACAAUAGCCCCAGCCACGGCACGGUCCAUCCCCACCUGGCCGCCGCCGCCCACCUGCCCACGCAGCCCCACCUGUACACAUACACCGCCCCCGCCGCCCUGGGCUCCACGGGCACCGUCGCGCACCUGGUGGCGUCGCAGGGCUCGGCGCGGCACGCGGUGCAGCACACCACCUACCCCGCCGGCAUCGUGCACCAGGUCCCCGUCAGCAUGGGCCCGCGCGUCCUGCCCUCGCCCACCAUCCACCCCAGCCAGUACCAGGCUCAGUUUGCCCAUCAGACCUAUAUCAGUGCUUCUCCAGCCUCCACAGUCUACACUGGAUACCCACUGAGCCCCACCAAGGUCAACCAGUACCCUUACAUCUAAACACUGGAAUAAAAGAGCGAGAGAGACGCGCCCGGCCCGGGGGGAGUGAGGCAGCCGCUUUUGUGUUGAAGAACGUGACAAACUAACAAUGCAAUGGGAGGCUCGCGUGAAACUUGAACGAAGGAGACUUUAGGAAGAAAAGAAAAAGAGGAAAGAAGGGGGAAAAAACCAAUUCUACAGUUUUUAUUUAAAAAAAAGAAAAGAAAAUGGAAAAAAAGAACAGAAAAAAAAUAAACCACACAAAAAAAAACAAACAACCAUUCUGCACCAAACUAGAGAGAAAGAGAGAAGGAGAAGGACCCUUCAGCGGGUCCUGUCUUUUGAAGAACUUCACCAAUAGACUUUUAAAGGUUAUUUUCAUCCAAUAGUGAGCUACAUUUAGAAAUUUGUUGUCCAGAACACCUAAAAUGAAAUCCAUUAGGUUUUUAAUCCUGUAGGUAUAUGGAUUAGGGAUUUAUCCAGCAUUUCAAAGGAUUUAUACCGCAGUUUUUGUAUCCCAGAGUAUACAUAGGUUUGGGGGGAUUUUUAACAUAAAAAGAAAGUGGGUAAGGGAGGCUGAGGGUGGAGGACAAAACAUUGUCCCAGUGCUCUAAAUUUGGGCCUAACACUGUUAUACUUAAACACACCUGGGCAAAACAGGCCAUGCAGCACUGGUUGAGAGCAGAAGCAAUGGGGGUGUUUCUCCCUGUUAUUGAACACACUGGAUAAAUCCCUGAGAAAUGCUAUUCCUAAACAAAAUCUCUAAUAAUGUAUAUUGGAUUUCAGUUGCAUUUGUUUUAGGGUUUUGUUUUGUUUUUUUGGAAGUGUUCCUUUUCAAUCCCUAGCCAUUUUAGUAUAGGAGGAGACAUUUUAGCUGCCCCGAACCCCCUGCCCCCCGCCCCGGUAGAAUGUAGCACUAUACAGGUCAUACCCCUUUUUACUCUUUUGUGUUGAACUUCAACGAUACCAAUAGACUAUUCCUCAAUGUGAUUGCACAAAGAAAAGUGAUAUAACAUAGGCAUGUAACAAUGUGAUUGUCCAGGUGUGUGUGUGUGUGUGUGAGUGCAGAUGCUGCCUUCUCUCUGUGAUGUGUUCCUCGGCACAGCCAUUACAACUGUCACAGUCUUAGUUUUACAUCAUUCCCUCGUAGUGCCUUACCAAACUACAGACGCGGUUUAAGGGUUUACUUCCACUGGUACUCCUAGAAACUGACUGAGGCUAGUUGGAAUUUACUCUCAGCUCUUUUUCUUUCUUCUUCUUCUUUUUUUUUUUGAGGGGGGGGAGGGGGGUGGUUGUUACUGCUGAUUUUCUCCUGCUGGUGGUGUUGGGUUUUUUUCACAUCGUCAAUUGUAGCUCACUUGGCGAGGUGUUGGGGUGGCUCGUUGGGGUCAGAAGUGCAUAUAACUGGGUGUUUUGUCAAGCACUGGAUGGGCUAGAAGCAACCAGGUCAGUUGUGAGGACCCAGAGGGUCUGGGGACUCAUUUGUGGACUGGUCUGUUUCUGCCCUGUUGAAAUAGCAGGUUUCCUCCCUGGAAACUGAAUUCUCAUUCUGCUGUUUGCCGAUGUUCUCGAUGGAGUGGGAGGACAUUGUCCACCCUCAUCAUCAGGUUGUCCUGGUCAUGUGUCUGAAAUGGGAACAAAAAUUUAGUCCUUGAUAGGGGGAAACACUAGUUGUUGCCAACAUCUCUCACUGUGUCUGUUGAUGAGAAAGGGUCAGGAAAGGGCUGGAGUCCCAAAGCAAGCAUGAGAAAAUCCAGUUGAGAGAGUCAAUCUCAGGUUUCUUAAAUGAAAAGAGUAUUGUAAUACAUAGAGCCUUACCCACUCGAACAUAGCUGUGACACUGUGUGCCUCCCCUGCUCUCUUUUCACUUACACCCCGAAAAACCGCCUGCAAUGGCAGAGUGACCCUGGAACUGGAGAGUAGGUUGGUGCUCCACACCAAGAAAUGCUACAUGGUUGUUUUGUUUUCCAACAGUUUCUAAAGAGAGCCUUUCCUGUCAUUGGUUUGGUUCAGCAGGGAGUUUCCCUGGUAAUGGCACUUGCACUGGUGCAUCAGUACCAUCAUGCCUGUGGAUGUCCUGAGGAGGAAGGAGAGAAAGGAGUUUGGUAGAACGUUUCCAUGAAAGCUGAAGUCUGUGGGGCUGCUCGGUUCCACUCUACAUUUCUUUGUAACUAGAGCAUGGAGUAGUCAGGUGUUUUGCAAGAUGCUGGAAAAUAGCAGGUUUGUUGGCAGGGUGGUGAGGGAUGGGUUCCCUGAGUGGCAGUGAGGAAGGAGGCUCUCUCAGGUUGGAAAAGCUGACAGAAGGACAAGCAUAAAUACAUUGUUUUGCAGUAAGUGCUUGGCUGGCCUGGAAGAUGAAGGGAUCCUGCUACGCAUAGGCUGCUCAACAAGGCCAUUGUCUUCUGGCAAACCACCAAAUAACCUUCCUGGUUGCUAGCUCUGGUUCCUGGGCCACUCUUGCACAGUUUUCUUCUCCUGCCUGUCCUUCAUUCCAGCUCAGUAUACUGUAGAUGAGGAUGCAAUCUCCCAGCAGCCUAUGCACCUUACCCCCGCUCUUGUUUUGGAAAGACACGUCCCCUUUCGUCUGAGGCAGGAAAAUAAAGCCCUGCUCUCUCUCUUGCAUUCCUCUCCUCUCUCACCAGUUUGGGAGCGAGAGCAUCAUGCUGCUUAUGUCAUGAAAAGGAAAGAUAAUGUUAUUUUAUUGUAUGGUUGUUAUGAUUAUGAUUAUUAUUUUAUUAUUAUUAUAUUUUACUCUGGGUUUUAAUUGCACACGCAUUCCUUAAACUUUUUGGGGUUUUUUUUUCUCUUAUUGUUGUUAUUGUUGUUUAUUUUAUUUCUCUUCAUCAGUGGCAUUGGAAGGGUUACUGUGAUUAUGAGAACUGCAGGAGGAAAGAGAAACGAGAAUAUUCUGAUGAUGAAAACUCUGCCACUAAUCUGGGGGAGUGGGACUGCUCAGUGAGAGUGGUUACAGCCUUGAGGAGCAGGGGUUGUCUUCUGGGUCACAUCUGCAUUUCAGGAUAAGUCCAGAAACAUUCAUUCAGAGGCCAGCACCUGCUAGCAGCUAACAUAAUGAUCUGCCAGGAGAGCUGGAUCAAAGGCAGGCAAGGACCUUGGUGGCCCAGGGUCCAGCUCACCAUCCCUUAGCUUGAAAGGACAUUUAUAUAAGAUUAAGACUUAUUUGUGCUCCAAGCCAUGAUCACUGAGCCCUUGCAAACAACACAAGGCCACACUACAUAUUAAGAGUUUGGUUUUCCUAGAGGAGGACAUGGUUGGAUGGCUCUCCAGAAACAGGGCUAUGGAAGGAGCCACAGCAGAGCUGCAAGGGUUGCUCUCAGUCCCAUCACUGGAUAAAGCACACUGGCACACACAGAUGGCAUUAGCUGGGUAAAGCAUGGCUCAGACAGGGCAGUGUUCCUCACCUGCUCUUCCUCUCUCACUGAAGGCUAUUUAGGUGCCCACAGGCCAGGAUGCUUGGUUUCAUUUUUUUUUCUUUGUUUGUUCCUGAUGUAGAUUUUCCCUUCUUUUACAAUUGUUUGUUGUGGAAUUCCGUUAUGCUGUUCUGAUUGCUACAGUUUAGUUAUUUCUGGUUUGAUUUGCAUCACCUGCUCUUUUAGAAUAGGAGGAAGCAGUGACUGAAUUUGAAUUCCAUCAAAAAAUUACAGGACUUCAGCAAAGACUAAAAGUUAAUCCAUGCACUUGAGUGCUUUGCUAAAGAACUUAAAUACUUGUUUAUGUGCUCCUCUGGCCUAAGAUCAGCAAAGCAUGGAAGGUUGCAGUCUCAAUCACAGUCGUGUUUUACUUGUAUUAAUUGCAUUUUCCCUGUGUACCCAUCUGGCCUGCUCUCCCACGUGGGCUCAGAUCUGAUUUUGGGGGGUAUUUGACAGUGGAACUGUUCCAUCAGCACAGACUGGCAGAGAGAAUGAUUACAGUGCAUGUCAGAGGAGCCACCUUUCACAUUGUCCAUCCUGGAGCUGCUGGUCUGUCAGGCAGUUGUGGUGGUGGGAUGCUGAUUACAAGAGAUGCACAGCACAACCAUCAGAUUGCUUUGAUGGUGCAGCCCUGUGUGAGAGCUGUGUUUUCUGGUGGGUAUAAGGGAGCUGAGCAACACCUCCUCCCUCACACUCCUAUAAAGGAAUUGUAUGGAUGAAGGCGUGGUUGGUCAUAGGGGAAACACAGUCAUUUCAGCAGAGGAAGUAAAAGCUUUGCAUGCUGUCAGCACCACACACGUCAUAACAGCCAGCUGGUUUUGCUUGCAGAGUCCUUUGGAGAGGAAAUGGGAUUGGCAUGGUUUGGGUCAGUUGGUGUUCCUUGUGUGCAUGGAGUACAUGGUGUGGAAACUUGAGGGGGUAGGAGAAUGUUUAGAUACUGGAAGUUUUGUGGGUGGCUUAUGGCUGGCAGAGUGAAAAAGUGCUUCUUUUCCCCAUUAUGUCCUCUUGCCUUCUGCCUGUGCAGGAAGCAGAAGGGAGCACAGACAUUGUCUCUCCUCAGGAGGAUGUUCUGUUGCCUGCUGUGAGCUCAGAAUGCAGGAGGGAGGGUAGAGAACCACUGACAUGAGCAGACUGGAAAACCCAAAUGGAAGCAGAUUUCACUGUAGAGUGGUUAAAGCCAGUCAUUUGAGAGAACAAAUGCAAUUGAAUCUUCCUUAGCAGGUUUUACCUGCUUGUACCCAACAAAUUGGGCUUUGGCAGGUCUCUAAUUCUCUCUCUUUCUCUAGUAGUUUUGGUGUAAUACACAAAACAUUCCAAGAAAGGGACACUUUUGACUGUGACAUUUUUCCUUUUUUUGUAUGUUCAAGGGAUUGUGUAUUGUAAUUUGGUUUGAAGGCAAUUCCAUUAGCAAUUUGAAGGGCAAUAAACUUGUUUUUUUCUUUAACCAAAGAUACUUUAUUUUUUUAAAAAAAGAGAGAAAGAGACUCCCAUCUACUCCAGAAAUUAAAUGAAGCCACGAGUCAUGAGCACCAGGCAAUGAGGAUACACCGUGGAACUCAAUCUUUGCAUUCAUUUAUUUUUUUUUCUUUUUCUCUCUCUCUCUCAAGUUUCUGACAUCUUUUUGAGUAGCUAGCUUGAUGAGCAGAGAAAUUCACACUAAAUGUUGCUGCUAUCCUAAACUGUAGGGGAUGUCAAAAACUUUUUUUCUUCUCUUGUUAUCGUUCACAUUGAUUUAAGUGUUUUAGUGGUGACAUUGCAGUGUGCAAAUGAUGAGCUCUGUAGUGGGGAUAAGCUUCUGAAUGCUCUGCAUGAUUCUGUAGUGUCUCCUCUGGAUUUAGGACACUGGUUUUGUUCUGUGGGUUCAUAAAAUCAUAGAAUAUGCUGAGUUGGAAGGGACUUAGCAAGAUCAAGUCCAACUCCUGGCCCUGUACAGGACACCCCAAGAAUGACACCAUGUGCCUGAGAGCAUUGUCCAAAUGCUUCUUGAAUUCUGUCAGGCUUUGUGCUGUGACCACUUCCCUGGGAAGCCUGUUCAGUGCCCACCACCCUCAGGGUGAAAAACUUUUUGCUGAUAUCCCAAACAGUGAUGUUGUGGUCAGGCCAGGCACAGCUGGGUGUUGGACUUGGACUUGUGUUCCUCCAUGUCUUUGCAAUCAUUGGAGAUCCGCAGUGCUACUUGUGGGCCAAACCCUGGAUACCUGUAUGCAAGGUCUGCCCUGGGGAGGCAAUACAGAUGGGAGAGGUGUAGGAAGGGAAUGUUUUCCCUCUUCCUGUUGACAUAGCUGUCCCUACCGUGGUCCCAUUUGCUGUGUGAGCUUCAAAGCAGUUGCUCUGUGGUCCUGGGCACUUAUCCUCAUCACCCUCCUGGUGCUCCUGUGAGAAGGACCUGUGUCCCAAGUACCUGGAAUCCCCAGCUUAUUUCCCAAGGCCCACUUCAGUGCCUACAAAUCAUUUUUCUCCAUCCAGACAUAGGGAGGAGAUGGUUCUCUGCUGCUGAGGUUCCCCCACUGCCAUACUCCAACGAAGCUGCCUCUGAUGAUGGUGACAAUUUCACCCAGGGUUGCAGAUGCUGAGUGAGGUGCUUGAAGAAAUGGUGCCAGUCCUGUUGUUGGUGGCUGUGCAUAGACUCCUUGCAGGAGUACUGCACUGAGUGAGAGGAGCUGGGCUUUCCACACUGGUCUCCAUCCCUGUGGUCCAUCCUCCCCACCACUACCUGUGUGUGUGUUGCUGCGAUGCCACCAUGCUCACCAGGCACACAGUGACACCCACAGCAGGGGUGGCCAUGGAAGGAAGGCCUGGCACUGUGCAGAGGGGCUGCUCACAAAGGCUCUGUGCUCCAGGGCUCCUUGUCCCCUGUGACAAAUGUGAUUGCUGUGAGGGACCCCAGAGGCAGGGGUUACCUGUGAGGAGCUGCUGAUGCGGGUGGUGGUGUGAGAACCAGUCUGAGGUAAACUGACCUGGGUUCUGCAUGUGUCAAAUGCUUUCAGUGGGAAGACGUGGUUUUAGAGCAUUUGUGUGUGUUGAGAGUGAAAUUUGAAUGGUAGAUUGGCUUGGUUCUUCAGAACUCUUAUGAAGCAUACUAGGAGGUUUUGUGUUCGGCAUUUGUGGUUUGAAACUCCUGUUUCUCAUUUACGGGUUAGCUUUGUCCUUCCAGUUUUAGCAGUGCUGCUAUAACAGACUAUUCAUGUGUGUUUGAAGAUAUAGUUUUUGUUUUUAAUCUUUUGCUUAUCAUAGUUAAUCUAAGAAAGGCAAUACUAAAGGUAUAUUUUUUUCCAAAAAUGAUAUUUUUUACUGCACUGAUAAAUAUUGUGACAUCUCUGUUCUUAACUCUUUCGCUGUGAGGGGAACUGUGUGCAGAUUCACACAAACCUUGUAAAUAUUUUUGUGUACUUCUGACAGCCAGGGAUCUUCCUUCCUUUCCUUCCUUUCCUUCCUUUCCUUCCUUUCCUUCCUUUCCUUCCUUUCCUUCCUUUCCUUCCUUUCCUUCCUUUCCUUCCUUUCCUUCCUUUCCUUCCUUUCCUUCCUUUCCUUCCUUUCCUUCCUUUCCUUCCUUUCCUUCCUUUCCUUCCUUUCCUUCCUUUCCUUCCUUUCCUUCCUUUCCUUCCUUUCCUUCCUUUCCUUCCUUCCCUCCCUCCCUCCCCUCUAUUUCCAUUCUCAUUCACUUCCUUCUUCAUUUCCUUCUUCCUCUUCUUUCUUUCUUUCAAACAAGGUUUCCUCUUUGAAACAGAAAGCAAUGGGGCAACAAUGCUCAGCAAAAGCAAAGCUUAUCCCACUUUCACAACGUAGCCAAGGAGUUUUUGCAGUGCUGGCAUAGAGUUAAUAUUUAAGCCGAUGUAUUUUGAUUUUUCAGCAAGCUGUUUGGAAAGGAAUAAGAUGGAUAGAAAAGCUUCGGCCUGGAAUUCUGAUCAGAAGAGUUACCCAUCUAUUUUAUGGCAUUUUUUCUUAUGGUUUCCUUUUCUUUAAAAAAACUUUAAAAUUAAAAAAGGCUUGUUGCAGGCUUGCUUGCCUGAGCUCUAGGCUGGUUGGUGGCUGUCCUGGGAGUGCCUUGUGCUCUGGGACCGCUGGCUCCUUUGGAAGCAAACCCACUGAUCAGGAUUCUGGAUUCUGAUUGCUUCAAUGGGUAUCCCCCGGUACUGUGGGAUACUUUUGCUUUUUUAAAAGAAGGAUUUAAAUACACUUACAUUACGCAAACUGUGACCUAAUGGCAAUAAUUACCUCAAAUGUGGGCAUUCAUCCUGGUUUUAGCCUUUCUGAAAUCAUGUAGCCAGCUUGAACUUUGAUUCAAAGACUCUGAACUCCAUAGGGGCAGAAUAGCGAUAAAUGCCCACCCUGGUCAUUGUUGCUUGAGUGAAUUCUGAAGACAGUAAAUCUUUAAAAAGAAAAAAAAAUUAAACCAAGGAAUAGAUUACUCUUUUAUGUAUUUUAAUCAAUUGUGAUGUUAAAAUGCACAUGUAAGUAUAUAUGUUUAUAGCUACUGUAAAAUGCUUUGGCCUUCUAGAAGAUAUUUAAUGAGUCACAUUUUAAACCAAUAUGAACUGAAUAAUAGACUGUGGCUACUUAAACAGUUUUCUGGCUACAUUUUAUAGUUACUACAGUGUUUUAUAGUUUACAUUUAAACUGGUACUUUUUAAGGGAAAUCUUGUGUUUAUAAGUGACACCUUCAAAAACUCAAUACAGCUGCCUCUUUUUUAAUUUUGCCCUUUAAAAAUAGAAAAGUACAAGUGUGUUUUUAAUAUGUAUAUUCUGUUUUGAGAUAUAACAUAGUGUUGGAAAGUCAGUCCAGAGAUGAAGUAAUCCAAUGUAUUCCAAAAUCUGAUUGAAAAAACACUCCACCCGCUUUGAAGAUUUAGUUCAACAGAUAAGCUAUUUGUUUGUUUGCUUGUUUUAAUAACGUGCUUUAUCAGGCCUCCCUGGUUUGAAGCAGGGAGCAUGAUACAAAAUUCACUGUUCUAUGUAAGAUCCUCAUUUGGAUGAAGAUACCCACAUUAGGAGAAUGAAGGAUAUUCAUAAGAAGGAUUGUAUUGUACUGUUGAUAAAUCAUUAGCCAAACAAAUAAUUCCUGAGUUAGUGAAUGCUUGUUUUAUUUGGGGGGGUGGGAGGGGGGUUGUUUGUAAGUGUGUGUGUGUGUGUUUGUGUGAGCCACUCAGAGGCAAUGCUGUAAUUUGGCUUUCAUCUGUUCACCCCUUUCUUACAAAUGAUGCUCACCACCACAGAAAUGUUUUAAACCAGUAAACAAAAUACAAAGUUCACUCACCAUCUCCUUGUCAACUCUGUUUUCUCAGCACAUGCCAGUCCCCAUUAAUGCUGUUCCCCACUGCUGCUACCCUGUACUUUGCAUUUUGAUAUAUCACAUUCCCCACCCCCUGGUCUCACUUAGCUGUCUAGUUUUUUUCUGUUGUGUUCUCUCACUUGGGUAAUCAAUGAACAUGGUAUAAAUGUCUGCUGGGCAAAAUGGUACUUUGAGGUCCCAAAAGUACAGGAACUGACAUUUAAAAAUAUGUAUAUGUACAUCUGGGCUUCAGCUGUGGAGCUGGGGUGUUUAGGGGAGGGCUCCUUUUGUGUUUCCACCGUGCUGUAUUUGUCAGCUCGCAGCAGAGGUGGGGCAAAGGAGCAAUCGGCGACGCUUUGCAGCUGGGCACCGAUGCUGCUCCCAGUACAACCAGAGCCCUGGGGCUGGGGAGCUCAGCCUGCCUCCUCCUCCUCAGCACCGUUCCCGUGGUUGCCAUUCCUGCCUGGCCGCGUUGCCAAAGCCAUCAGGUGUCACACGGGCAGCCAGGAGUGCCAGCAGCACUCGGGCCAGCUGGCAAACACCCCCCCUGCCUCACUGUGCGCCACCACUCCAUCACCAGGCUUCACUGCCCGCUCCCCUGUGCUCCCGGGCAGAGUCACACUCACAAAUAAAUGCCAGCACACUCCAGGAGCCACAGAGUCUUGUUGAGUACCUUGGCUUGCAGCUUGUUCAGCAAGAAGGGGUUUCCAACACUGGCAACGCACAUCCCAUAGGAUCUGGAUGGUUACAUACAGCACCUCUGCCCUCAGCAAGGAAACAAAGUGCUUCUGCAACGCUUCCACCUCACGUGGUUACAUACAACACUUCUGCCUUUUCUUUUCCCCUGUUAGCCCUUAUGUGUUUGAUUUUUUUAAUUUUCUCUAUAUAUAUUUUUACUCUGUAUUCUUGAAACAAAACUUCCACAGCUAUUCCAGGGCACAACCAUUUCAGGUGUAAAAAAGGAUCUCCACAUCCCAUGUUUCACCAACAAAGCAAUCAAGGCAUUUUGGGUACCAGAUUCUACUUGGGCAGAACCAGAAUGUAGCCUGUAUAUUUCAUACCAAAUCCAAUUUCUGAAAGGAGAGGAAGUGUCAUUAAUAGCUUUAAUAAAGGAGUGUGUGUGAGAGAGAGAAAGAGAGGGAGUGAGAAAGAGAGAAGAACAAGGGGCAUCUUGGAAGGUGAAAAGUCUAGAUUUUGGGUAGUUAAAAAUGAACCAAUGGGUGAAACUUUUUUUUUUUUUUUUUUAAUGAGCUGUAAAAUCCUUUUAAAAACAGGAGGGGUGAAAUGGAGGGAACAUUUUAUGCCUUUCAACUACCCACAAGCCCAGCAUACUCUGGAUGGAAAGUGGAAGUUAAUAUACACUGCACCAAAAUUACUAAGGGAAGGUGGGGGCAGAGCUGUGAAAUGCUAUUGCAGUCGCAAGGGAAAGAUGCCCCUGCCCCAGCUCUGGAUCCCAAGUGGUUCUUUCUCUACAGUAUCAUCUCAGCCCAGUAACCCCACGAAAGCCCUGAGCCGUUGUGUUCCUUCACUGUACGGUUUCUGUAAUAAGAGUGUUAAUCCAUGUUAAUCUUUGUGAAAAUUAUUGUGUGCAACAGUAUUUUCUUGUGUACUGCUUUUUACCUAUGUGAAUUGUCCCUUUUUGUUUUCUUUCUUUUCUUUCCUUCCUCUUUUUUCUUUUUUUUUUUCUUUUAGUAAUAUGUCUUUCUUCUUUUAAAAGAAAAAACAAAAACAAACUGAUGUGUUGUAGACCUAUAUGUAACCUAUUCCUUAGUCUCAUAUUAUAGGUAUGUUAUAAGAAUGGAUAUUUUACUUGGCUUUAGAAUGUUUUACAAGAAAACUAAUUCUUAACCAAUCAAGUUCUUGCUACUAAAAAAAAAAUGCUUGUGUUUUUCAUCAUGACGUUGUGUGCUUCUAAUUAAUAAUCAUUUUCGUUGUAGAAAAAUGGAGUGAAUUUAUAUUAGUCUUGGAAACUAAUAAUAGCAUUGUAAAUUUAUGAGAUGAUUUUAACAGAAAAUACAUUAUAGAAGAAUAUAGUUAUUUUAAUUGUAAUAUUACUAACUGUAGGGUGAGAAAGGAGGUCCCGUUGUGGUGAACUAUGUUAUAGCUUGUUAUUCACAGUUUCUUUUUGAUCAUUUUUUCGGUCUCUGAGGUGAAACGAGUUAUUAAUCAGAAUUUGUCAACUCACAUAUGCAUAUUGUAUAUGUGUAGAAAUGUAAUCACACUUUGUCUUGGAAUUACAUUAAACUGUUUUAAGUCAC